Molecule: messenger RNA, 6885 nt
Organism: Chrysemys picta bellii (western painted turtle)
Lineage: Eukaryota; Metazoa; Chordata; Testudines; Emydidae
Source: RefSeq, a predicted model, not a curated record
CGCGCUCGUGCGCGAGGAGCCUGAGCGCCCGGGCUCGUCACCCCCUGGCUGGCCUUGCGCCGCCGCUCGCGAGCCGCGCUGUGCAUGCACUGCGGGGCGGGCUCGUGCGGACUGAGGGUCCCGAGCACCGCGGGUUGUGCUGCCUUCUCCUCCUCCUGAGCAGAGCCGCAUGAUGGCGGCAGCUGCGGCCGUGGUGGUGGAGGUGAGCGUGAGCAGCACCGGGAGUAGCAGCAGCGACACGUCCAGCACAGGCGAGGAGGAGAGGAUGAGGCGCCUCUUCCAGACCUGCGAUGGCGAUGGGGAUGGCUACAUCAGCAGGAAUGACUUGCUGAUGGUGUGCCGUCAGUUGAAUAUGGAGGAGUCUGUUGCUGAGAUCAUGCACCAACUAGGAGCAGAUGAAAAUGGGAAGAUUUCCUUUCGGGAUUUUACUCGGUGCCGCAUGCAGCUUGUGCGAGAAAUCAGGAAAGAGGAAGUGGAACUUUCCGUGAAAUCAGAUGACUCUUGUAAAAAGAAGUUGUUAAGGGACAGAAUAGCCUCCUGGCCAACGAGCAGUGAUAACAGUUUCGGUGCCUUAUCAGGUGCUAGAGAAAGCUGGGAAUAUGAUUCUGGUGCAAGAGACCUUCAGAGUCCUGACCUGCAGUGCCAUUCUACCCUACAGAAGCUCUUGGAGUAUGGAGGCAGCAGUAUAGGUCAACAAGCUGCUCUGCAGAAACUGCUAACGCAGGCCUCCAAUCUUAGCAACUCAGUUGGAGGAAGCUAUUUAGAGCUUGCCAACACUGUUCCCAGCCUUGGCAAGACAAGUCUUGUAAUUUUGCUGGAGCCAAGACAGCUCCAUUUAGCAGCCCUGGCAUCACUAAAGGGAGAUAUAGUGGAGCUUAAUAAACGUCUGCAGCAAACAGAAAGGGAGCGGGACCUGCUGGAAAAAAAAUUGGCAAAGGCUCAGUGUGAACAGUCUCAUCUAAUGAGAGAGCAUGAAGACGUACAGGAGCGAACAACACUACGCUAUGAGGAACGAAUCACAGAGCUUCACAGCAUUAUCGCUGAAUUAAAUAAGAAGAUUGACCGACUGCAAGGAACAACAAUAAGGGAGGAAGAUGAAUAUUCUGAACUACGAUCAGAGCUCAGCCAGAGCCAGCAUGAGGCUAACGAAGAUUCACGCAGCAUGGACCAGGAUCAGACUUCUGUUUCAGUACCAGAGAACCAGUCCACUAUGGUCACCGCUGACAUGGAUAACUGCAGUGACUUGAACUCCGAACUGCAGAGAGUGCUGACAGGGCUGGAGAAUGUAGUCUGUGGGAGGAAGAAGAGCAGUUGCAGUUUGUCUGUAGCAGAAGUGGACAGACACAUUGAACAACUCACCACUGCCAGCGAACAUUGUGAUCUAGCUAUUAAGACAGUAGAGGAGAUUGAGGGUGUGCUGGGACGGGAUCUUUAUCCAAACCUGUCUGAAGAGAGAUCUCGGUGGGAAAAGGAGCUGGCUGGCCUGAGGGAAGAAAAUGAGAGCCUCACUGCUAUGCUGUGCAGCAAAGAGGAGGAGCUGAACAGAACCAAGGCUACCAUGAACGCUAUCCGGGAAGAAAGGGACAGAUUGCGCAGAAGGGUUCGGGAACUGCAAACACGUUUACAGAGCAUCCAGGCAACAGGCCCAUCCAGUCCAGGUCGUCUCACUUCUGCAAACCGACCCGUGAACCCCAGUACUGGAGAACUGAGCACGAGCAGUAGCAGCAAUGACAUUCCCAUUGCCAAGAUUGCUGAACGAGUGAAGCUCUCAAAGACAAGGUCAGAGUCUUCAUCGUCUGACCGACCUGUCCUAGGAUCAGAAAUCAGCAGCAUAGGGGUAUCUAGCAGUGUGGCUGAGCACUUGGCCCAUUCUCUCCAAGACUGCUCCAACAUCCAGGAAAUCUUUCAGACGCUCUAUUCACAUGGAUCUGCUAUCUCUGAAAGCAAAAUCCGAGAGUUUGAAGUGGAAACAGAGAGGUUAAAUAGCCGUAUUGAGCACUUAAAAUCCCAGAAUGACUUGUUGACAAUAACGCUGGAGGAGUGCAAGAGCAAUGCUGAGAGGAUGAGCAUGCUGGUUGGGAAAUAUGAAUCCAAUGCCACGGCACUCAGACUUGCACUGCAGUACAGUGAACAGUGCAUAGAAGCAUACGAGCUGCUGCUGGCUUUGGCAGAAAGUGAACAGAGUCUCAUUCUUGGUCAAUUUAGAGCUGCAGGCGUUGGUUCUGUUGGGGACCAAACAGGUGAUGAGAACAUUACCCAGAUGCUCAAGAGAGCUCACGACUGCAGGAAGACAGCUGAGAAUGCAGCAAAAGCCCUGCUGAUGAAAUUAGAUGGCAGCUGCGGGGGAGCCUAUGCGAUCACUGGCUGUAGCGUACAGCCCUGGGAGAGCCUGUCAUCCAACAGCCACACCAGACAGGGUUUCUUGAAUGAAAACAAAGGAUGUACUCAACAGCAUCACACUACCAGCUCAACUGCAAGUAGCUGUGAUACGGAGUUCACAAAGGAGGAUGAGCAGAGGUUGAAGGAUUACAUCCAGCAGCUGAAGAAUGACAGGGCAGCAGUCAAGCUGACCAUGUUGGAGCUGGAGAGCAUCCAUAUUGAUCCCCUUAGUUAUGAUGUCAAACCUCGUGGAGACAGCCAGAGGCUAGACCUGGAAAAUGCAGUAUUGAUGCAGGAACUCAUGGCAAUGAAGGAGGAGAUGGCAGAGCUUAAGGCACAACUGUACCUGCUAGAGAAAGAGAAGAAAGCACUGGAGUUGAAACUCAGCACUCGAGAGGCCCAAGAACAGGCCUACCUAGUUCACAUUGAGCACCUAAAGUCUGAAGUAGAAGAGCAAAAAGAACAGAAAAUGAGAUCCCUCAGCUCCACCAGUAGUGGCAACAAAGACAAAUUGGGCAAGGAAUGCACAGAUGGGACCACAACACCAUUAACCCUAGCUGAGCUGAGACCAUACAACGACAGUGAACUGGCUGCAGAACUAACAAAUGCACUCAGACGAGAGAAGAAACUGAAAGGGAGAGUGCAAGAGUUAGUGAGUGCCUUAGAGAGACUCACGAAGAGCAGUGAAAUCAGACAUCAGCAGUCUGCAGAGUUUGUUAAUGACCUGAAAAGGGCAAACAGUAACCUUGUGGCAGCUUAUGAAAAAGCAAAGAAGAAGCAUCAAAACAAACUGAAGAAACUAGAGUCACAAAUGAUGGCCAUGGUCGAGAGGCAUGAGACUCAAGUGAGGAUGCUCAAACAAAGAAUAGCACUGCUGGAGGAAGAGAACUCAAGACCUCACACCAAUGAAACUUCGCUUUAAAAUUAUAUAUAUGAUGACAAUUAGUGCCAUUAAAAACCAGUUUUUUUUUUUUCCUUUAACUGAUUUUAGGUAGUGAACACUAUUAAGGAUCUGAAACAUAACAGGCAUAGAUCAGCCUUGUGGCUUUGUCAAAUCAAACCAGGAGGAAUGGGGAGACUAUUUUAGCAAAGGAUUGUUUAUUGAUCACUGCUUGAAAUGGACAGUGUCUGAAGGUAAAGUUUCCAGUCAUUCACAGUACAUGUGAUUAUGUAUAUACACACACAUGCAGGGUUAUCACCCAUCCUCAAAUCCUAAUGGGUGGCAGUCCUUCACUUUCAUUUUGAUCUUGAUGCAUUCCCUUGCUUUUAAUUUACUCCUCAGACAAUGCCAAAAUCGCACUUAUUCAGAUGCUUUUGUAUGUUUGGGCACAGAUUAAGCCAGUUUGAUAGAUCUCCCAGCCCCCAUGUUCUCUUUGUCCUGAAAUCUUGCAGUACGAUUUGCUGUUACAUCUAUUGUAUGUAUAUGGUUGGUGAGGGGGAGGUGUGCAAGAUGACAGCCUGGUUUGUACCCUGCACCAAACUUGCAGUUCUCCCCACACAGCCCAGCAGAUGGAGGAGGAUCACUCCUGCUAAUUCAGAGACGUUUUACCCAGACAGGAUUCCUGAUCACAGCAACUAGAAAGCUCUUGCUGCAAGUCUACAAUGCUGUUUUAUUUCUUAUGCCCUUACAGGCUGUAUGUGGCCACAUGCUUUCUAUUUACAGUGUGGGGGCCAAGAUUGGGUAGGAAGUUUUUGUCCUUCAUGUUACAGGGUAGUGCUGACAGUCAAUGUAGAAAAAGUUGGAUUUAUUUUUCUAAAAUACAUUACAUUAUAGACAAGGUUUUCCUCAAAGAAGCCUCUGUUAGGUGCAGAGUAGUAUUAGAUCAGCAUAAUGUUCCAUUACACCUGUGUGUGACCAAGAGGCAGAAACCCUCUCUGCACUUGAGGGAUUGUCUAAAAAGGUACUUAUUAUAAGGAAUGUACCUAUUCAAUAUUAAAAUAAAUGCACACGAAUGUGAGUAUACAUAGAUACAUACACACAAAAUGAGUGAGCAAAUGGCUGGCUCUUAGUACAGUGUGAGUAGAAAUUAUAUGAACACAGCCUUCUGAUGGCUAUUGUAAAAAUACAUUUAUAGGCUAUUUGUUAGUAAGUUAGUGUUAUGUGUGGACUUCUCUGUUCAAGCCAGUCUGUUUCUCAUGUCAUGCUAGCUAGCACAUGGUAAGACUGAAUGAGGCUGAGUGAAGCACAGAGAUCAGGUUGCCACCUCUAGGAAGCAGAAGGUGUAGUCUCAGACAUGGCACUCAUCCCAGCUCCUUUGGGCCUUGUUCACAGGACUUUUGUUUUCUCACUGUCUGAGCACUUAAAAUAAAACAAACCACCCUCAUCAGUUUAAUCAACCUGGCAUCAGUUAACUUUAUUAUUAUUACUACAGUGCUAGUAUGUUUAGUAUUGGAUCAAGAUUGAGGUGCUUUCCUUGGCAAAUAGAUUUUCAAAAGUCUGCUGUCAUUCCCACCUGUUACAGGAAUUUGUUGGUUUUUUUUUUUUGGUCUGUUUUGGGACUUGUCUUGAGUUUCCUAGACCUGUUUAAAGUGAUGUGAAUUUCUCUCUAAAGGCUUCUUUAGCUUUUAAAGUAUUUCCAAAGAGCUGUGGCCAUGGCUCUCUACCCUGAGUAAUCCUUGCCUAGACUAAGCCUUUGGCCUUCCUAGCUGGUAUCAUGCUUUGCUGCUUCCAGAUGUUAAGCAGGGACAAUAAGGGGAUUUGCUUUCAGGUUUUUAAGGAGCAGGUUAAAAACAGCUUUAGGUGAGAUUUAAACUUCAAUGGUUCUUAAUGCUGGUUUCCAACGCUUUCAUUCCCUUCAGCAACUGCUGUUCUCUUUCCUUAAAAUCAGUGAAGGUUGAGUAGCAAAUCUGAAACAACAUAAGCUGCAACCAUACCAAACCCAGCUUCUUGACUACACCAGCAUAAACGAAAGAGACAGCAUUACUUACAAAUGAAGGGCCACCUGGUAGAGCUCUGCUACCUGACUUGCAACCACAGGGACCCAACUUUGCUGGUGCUAAAGGAAUGUGUGCGCAACCCUACUUAGUGCAUCUCUCACAUUAUCAUUUCUAAGCCAGGUCCCACAGGUUCAAGGACUCUCAAGCCAUCAACUUUACCUCCUGGAGAUCAGCCCUACAUUAGGCAGCAGUGUUCAAGUCCUUAAGUCUGAUGGUGAGGGUUAAGUCUAGAUGGAAGUGGCUAGAUAAUAGGUCCAAAGCUGUGGUCCCCUUAUUCAGGCAAAGGGGUUCUGUUUAGUAGAGGAUUUACUGUUUUGAAUUAGGUAGAAGUUUUUAUAUGACCACAAAGUCUAGGCUUGCCUUGUUGCUCUCCAAAAUUGUCCUGUGUAUAGACAAUUUUAUUAGGCAGGAAUAUUGAGCCAGAACUUUACUCAGAUUUCAAAGGGAUGAGGAAUGAUGUACAAGUUUUCCAACUCAUUUAAAUCACAAGGAUUACAUAUUAUUUUGUAAUGGUGCCAAUUUUAGCCUGCCUUUUGAGUUUGUUUUUAGCAAUUUGUUUUAUUUCAAAUACAUUUUAAGAAUGCUGUAAAGAUUAAAGAUAACCUACCCAACAUUUCUUCCAUGAUGAUGAGCAAGACCGUAUUUGCUUUGUCACAGCCUCUGCCAUGGAAUCUCCAACAGUUAAAAGGGAGAUGUGGGUACCUACAACGUACUGUUUCAUUUGUUAGUAUAUUAGAAAAGGGAGUGGGGAUAGGACCAAUAGGAAAUUGGUGUAAAGCUAUUUCACCACUAUCAAGAGUUUGUGUUCAAUGUUUUAGUGCUUCUUGUAAUAGGUUAAAAGUAGCAGUAGCCCUAGUUACAAAAAUGAUGACCAUCUUAAAACAGUAAAUUCCAAAACCUAAUAUUUAAUUAUGCAACUGUUUGAAACACCAGCUUGAAGUAUUAUGUAGUCUUUAUCUGAACUGACAAGUGUGCAUUCUAUCUUCAGAAGUAACUUACAUCACCUGUAGACUCCCACAAUUUAAAAAAAAACCUCAUUCGAGUUCAAUAGAUAAGUUAGGUUCUAUUUAUAAGAACCUAUUCAAUUCUCCUUCAGUCUCUUAACAGACAAGUGCAAGAGUGUAUUAAUUUGUAUCUUGUUCUUAUGACUUUUUAAAAAUUGAGCGUCAUACAGUGCAUGAAAUUUUAUAUUUCAUAUUGUUCUGAAAAAGUACUUUUCUAAUUAAAAAGGUAUAAAAAACCUUUACACCAGCUUGAAUGUAUUGUUAGUUAUUAGAAAGCACAUGUGACUAAAUUUGCAUUAACGUCAGUAUUCCACUGUUUAUACUGGAAGUUUUUCAUUUAAAAAUGUCACUUAACAUUGUACUAUAUGUUGUAAUUUUAGAGACUUUUCACCUAAUUGAUUUGCCUUAACCGUGUUCUGCUUUUUAGUUCCUUAGCUAUUGUAAAAUAGUUUUGUGUUUAUUUGAUAUAGAAUUGUAAAAACUGCAUUUAUUUAUACAGAGACAUUUAUAAUACUUUUUAUUUUACAAAUGUUCUUAUAUUCUGAAUAAAUAUUUCUAAUGCUAA